Messenger RNA from Pseudozyma flocculosa PF-1, 1659 nucleotides. RefSeq lists its product as uncharacterized. The transcript has 3 exons. Gene Ontology annotation, molecular function: magnesium ion binding; phosphoglucomutase activity. Gene Ontology annotation, biological process: carbohydrate metabolic process. Gene Ontology annotation, cellular component: cytosol. NCBI's taxonomy places the organism in Eukaryota, Fungi, Basidiomycota, Ustilaginomycetes, Ustilaginales, Ustilaginaceae. Bases 1 to 1659 code for a protein of 552 amino acids. The record is from RefSeq and is a predicted model, not a curated record.
AUGUCGGUCGUCACUGUCCAGACCACGCCCUUUGAGGGCCAGAAGCCCGGCACCUCGGGCCUCAGGAAGCGCGUCAAGGUCUUUUCGCAGCAGCACUACACGGAAAACUUUGUCCAGGCAAUCCUCUCGGCCAUCCCCACGGGCGCACAGGGCUCCACGCUCGUCGUCGGCGGCGACGGCCGCUACUUUUCCAAGCCCGCCAUCCAGUCCAUCAUCCGCCUCGCCGCCGGCAACGGCGUCGCAAAGCUCAUCAUCGGCCAGGACGGCAUCCUCUCCACCCCCGCCGUCUCCCACCUCAUCCGAAAGUACAAGGCCACCGGCGGAAUCCUCCUCACCGCCAGCCACAACCCCGGCGGCCCGGACAACGACUUUGGCAUCAAGUACAACAUGGAAAACGGCGGGCCCGCACCCGAGUCGGUCACCGACCGCAUCUUUGAGUCGACAAAGACAAUCCGCGAGUACCGCAUCGUAGAGGGUCCCGAGGUCGACCUCUCCAAGAUCGGUUCCACAUCGUUCGGCCAGCUGCAGAUCGACAUCGUCGACCAGGUCAAGGACUACGUCGCCUACCUCGCCACCAUCUUCGACUUUGACCUCAUCAAGAACUUCCUCCACUCGUCCGACUUUUCCGUCCGCUUCGACGCCCUCCACGGCGUCACCGGCCCCUACGGCCGCGCCCUCUUUGUCGACGCCUUCGGCCUGCCCGAGUCGUCGAUCCAGAACUGCGUCCCCAGCGAGGACUUUGGCGGCGGACACCCGGACCCCAACCUCACCUACGCCAAGUCGCUCGUCGACGCCGUCGAGGGCGAAAACAUCUCGUUUGGCGCCGCCUCGGACGGCGACGGCGACCGCAACAUGAUCAUCGGCAAGGGCGCCUUUGUCAACCCCUCGGACUCGGUGGCCAUCAUCGCCGACUGGGCCCAGAAGGCGAUUCCCUACUUCAAGGGCGGCAUCAAGGGCCUGGCGCGCUCGAUGCCCACCUCGGGCGCCAUUGACCGCGUGGCAAAGAAGAACGGCUACGAGUGCUUCGAGGUGCCCACCGGCUGGAAGUUCUUUGGCAACCUCAUGGACGCCGGCCGCCUGUCGAUCUGCGGCGAGGAGAGUUUCGGCACGGGAUCCGACCACAUCCGCGAAAAGGACGGCCUGUGGGCCGUCGUCGCCUGGCUCUCGAUCAUGGCCGCCGCCAACGCCGAAAAGGCCGGCACCACGGUCCAAGACGUGCUGCUGCAGCACUACCGCACCUACGGUCGCAACUUUUUCUCGCGCUACGACUACGAGGAGGUCGACAGCCAGGGCGCCAGCGACAUGGUCGCCCACCUGCGCUCCCAGUUCACCUCGGCCGACUUUGUCGGCACCAAGCUGGGCCAGUUUGAGGUGGCCGAGAGCGGCGAUUUUAGCUACACGGACCCCAUCGACGGCAGCGUGUCCAAGAACCAGGGUCUGUACGCCACCUUCAAGGACGGCAGCCGCAUCAUCUUCCGCCUCAGCGGCACCGGGUCCGCCGGCGCCACCAUCCGCCUGUACGUGGAAAAGUACAGCAACGACCCGAGCGAGUUUGGCGCCGACGCCCAGGUCGGCCUCAAGCCCCUCAUCGACGAGGCGCUCAAGAUCAGCAAGCUCAAGGAGUUCACUGGCCGCGACAAGCCCACCGUCAUCACCUAA